AAUAUAUCCGAUAUCACCUUAAAAAGAGAUAACAGUAUUUUUUUUUCAAGAGGACAAACAUUCAUAAAAGAAGAAAAAAUAUAUGAUAUCAGGUUUAUCUUGUUGAUAGCUUGGGACAAAGAUUAUUCAUUUGCUAGUCGUUGGCAGUCGUUGCAAAUUGUUGCAAGUUGUUUGACACAGGUGAUAAAACAUUAAAAAUGGCUCUAAGUCCUGGAGAUCCAAGUUCUUUUUCAAAGCCAGAACUUGCAGUUGUAACUCAUAUCCAUUUAGAACUAGAUGUUAAUUUUGAACGUAAAGUUCUUACAGGUAAAGCAAUAUUAGAUGUAGAAACAAAAGAUGCUGCCACUGAAGUAAUUUUAGAUAAUCGUAAACUCUUCAUACUGGAUGUUACAAAUACUGUUGAUGAAUCUCAUCUACAAUAUGAUAUUGGAGAUGACAUUGAAUUUGGAAAUAAAUUGGUUAUUCAGUUACCUGAAACAGCAAUAGCUUUUAUUGAUAAUAACAAAAAAUAUAAGAUUGAAAUUAAAUACGAGACAUCUCCAGAUGCUACUGCAUUGCAAUGGCUAACAGCGGAACAAACUGCUGGUGGUGUACAUCCCUACUUGUUCUCUCAAUGUCAGGCUAUACAUGCUAGAUCCAUGUUUCCUUGUCAAGAUACCCCAGCUGUAAAAUCUACAUACUCUGCUAAAGUUUCUACACCACAUGAACUUACAGUUGUAAUGUCUGCUCUUCUGGAUAAAGUAUCAGACUUGGAGAACUCAAAGAAAUUAUAUGAGUUUCACCAACCAAUACAAAUACCAUCUUACCUGGUAGCUAUUGCAGUAGGUGCAUUAGUAUCCAAACAAGUUGGCCCAAGAAGCAAAGUAUGGGCUGAGAAGGAGUUUGUUGAUAAAAGCGCAUACGAAUUUGGAGAAACUGAAACAAUGCUGCAGACUGCUGAGCAAUUGUGUGGUUCUUAUGUUUGGGGCAUUUAUGACAUAUUAGUACUUCCACCAAGUUUUCCAUUUGGGGGAAUGGAGAAUCCUUGUCUAACGUUUGUGACACCGACUCUACUUGCUGGAGAUCGUUCGUUAGCCAAUGUUAUUGCACACGAAAUUGCUCACAGUUGGACGGGAAAUUUAGUUACAAACGCUAACUUCGAGCAUUUUUGGUUGAAUGAAGGUUUUACCGUAUUUGUUGAAAGAAAAAUUAAUUCUAGAAUGUUUGGUGAAAAAAUGAGGCAUUUUGAAGCAUUACACGGCAUUGAAAGUCUGCGCGAAGAGAUUCAAAAUCUGGGUAAAACAAAUCAACUGACCAACUUGGUGCCAAAUCUGACCGGUAUCGAUCCUGACGAUGCGUUUUCGAUUGUUCCUUAUGAAAAGGGACAUACAUUCUUGUUUUACCUGGAGCAACUUUUAGGUGGGCCAGAAGUGUUUGAGCCAUUUUUUAAAUCUUAUUUAGACAUGUAUAAGUACAAAAGUAUCAAAACAGAUACUUGGAAAGAUUACUUGUAUCAUUAUUUCCCUGACAAAGUUCAGCUGUUAAAUUCUGUCGAUUGGGACACGUGGCUCCAUAAGCCGGGCAUGCCACCUAUUAUACCCGAUUAUGACAAGACAUUGGCAAUUGUGUGUACUGAAUUAGCGGAACGUUGGAUCCAGUCGGACGAAAAUACUGCUAUGACCUUCGCUAUGAAGGAUAUAAAGGACUUUUCUCCUGGUCAGAAAGUAGCAUUCUUGACUGAUUUACAUAAGUCAUCUAUAGUUCUGUCAGUCAACAAGAUACAGCAAAUGGCAAAUAUUUAUCAGCUGGACUCUGUGAAAAAUUGCGAAAUACGGUUCAUUUGGUUGCGAUUAUGUAUUAAGAAUCGUUGGGAAGCGAGAGUUUCCGAUGCUUUAGCUUUUGCUACUGAGCAAGGACGAAUGAAGUAUGUACGUCCUAUAUUCCGAGACUUAUACGAUUGGAUAGAAAUGCGACAACGAGCGAUCGAUGUAUAUCUCAGCAAGAAAAAUAAGAUGAUGUACGUGACUGCGCACAUGGUUGCGAAGGAUCUUCACUUGAUUGUUUGAUAUGAAAGAAUUACACAACUAAUAUUUUAUACAGAGAUAUUAAUUUUAUAUAUUUUAUCUAAAAAUCGGAUUUUUUAUUCAUAGUGACAUUAAUAUCUCGCAUAUUUUAUCUAUAUAUUUCAUCAGACAAUUACUUUUUACUAUUUUACCAUAAUGUUAAUAUAAAAGAAAGAGAUAAUGUGAUU
Messenger RNA from Harpegnathos saltator (Jerdon's jumping ant), 2230 nucleotides. RefSeq names its product leukotriene A-4 hydrolase. The record is from RefSeq and is a predicted model, not a curated record. The transcript is spliced from 10 exons. Gene Ontology annotation, biological process: proteolysis; peptide catabolic process. Gene Ontology annotation, molecular function: epoxide hydrolase activity; zinc ion binding; metallopeptidase activity. The coding region runs from base 198 to 2045 and encodes 615 amino acids. Lineage: Eukaryota; Metazoa; Arthropoda; Insecta; Hymenoptera; Formicidae. Gene Ontology annotation, cellular component: cytosol.